AUGUCCUCCCCCAAGACUUACCUCAUAACCGGCACCACCUCCGGCAUCGGCCUCGCCCUAGUCCAACAGCUCCUCUCCCAAUCUCAAAACGUCAUCGCCACGGGGAGAAACAUCGUCUCCCGUUUCCCCUCCGACCUCGUCACCUCCCACCCCGACAACCUCAAGUUGUUAGAACUAGACAUCGCCUCCCCCCUCCCCCACCUCCAAUCCAUCGCCGCCCAAGCCUGGGACCUCUUCCCAGGCGGCAUCGACGUCCUAUUCAACAACGCAGGCAUGUCAGCCAUGAAACCCUUCGAAGAAGCCUCCGAAGAAUACAUCUCCCAAAUCUACACCGUCAACCUCUUCGGCCCCAUGCGCCUCACCCAAGCAUUUCUACCUCUCUUCCGGAACAACCGUAAGGGCGUAACAAUAGCCUUCACCUCCUCCUCAUCAACCUACACCCCCCUCCCCUUCAUGUCCCACUACUCCGCCUCCAAAUCCGCCCUCUCCACCACAAUCACCUCCCUCGCGAAGGAACUCCUCCCCUUCCACAUCUCCGUCCUGGCCUUCGAAUGCGGUGGCACAGUCACCAACCUUGGCCAACCGCGCCAAUCAUCCCUCUCCCCCUCCCCCUCCCCCUCCUCCCUCUUAUCACCACCACCACCACCACAAGAAACACCCUACGCCCAAGGAAUAACCUCCCUGAUAACCAUGUUCACCCGUGAUCCGCCAGCUUACAUGCCCGGGUCCCCCUCCAAAAUGGCAAAAACCAUGGUCUCAGUCAUCAACAAGAUCCAAAAGGGCGAAAAAGUACCCGUCAGGUUGGUCCUAGGGAGCGAUGCCUGGGAGAGCGUGAACCAAAACCUGGACGAGACGCAGCAAGUCCUGCAGGAGUGGAAACACGUCAGCUGGGGGACCGAUCGGGACGGGGUCAAGGGGGGCGCGGAGGUGGAUUACCUUCGUGCUGUUAGUAUCUUGUGA
Podospora pseudopauciseta is the source of this 960-nucleotide messenger RNA. RefSeq lists its product as uncharacterized. The record is from RefSeq and is a predicted model, not a curated record. The coding region runs from base 1 to 960 and encodes 319 amino acids. NCBI's taxonomy places the organism in Eukaryota, Fungi, Ascomycota, Sordariomycetes, Sordariales, Podosporaceae. The transcript is spliced from 2 exons.